AGCUGUUUUUUCCAAUGAUAAAGGUCGCGUUCUUCGAGGCACCAGAUAUCGCCGGCGAUCCCCCACAUCGCCGCCGGCAAUAACGACACACUUAUUCUCACCGGCGGCGGAACAACCAUCCUCGUGGAAACCCAAUUCCCUCACCUCUCUCAAAUCUCUCCCACAAGCUCCUCACUCUCUCUGCUUCACACUAUUCCCACUUUCCCACUUCAAUACCCGUUUUCGCGUUUCGUCGAUUCCCCUUUACUCAUUUGCCACAAAAACCAGAAUAUGCUUAUUGCUCCCCUUUAUUCCAUCCCAAAAGGAAAAAAAAAAUUGGUAUUUUAAUUUUAAUUUUAAUUAUUUAUUUAUAUUUUCCCCUAUCUCUACAUUUAGCGUUUGCUUUGCUUAAAAUUGGAAUCUGAUCCACGAAAUAACCAAAUAAGCAUCAAUUUUCAAUUUUUCAUUACCCCAACAUUGUUGUGUUGUGUUAUGCUUGUUAUCUAAAGAAUGGGGUUGGACCCAAAGAGGAGCAAGAACAUUAGUGACAUGGAAUUAAGAUCAAAAUGUUGCAACCCAGUGAAGAAGCCUGGACCAGUGACAAUGGAUCAUGUGUUGCUGGCUUCACAAGAGAGCAAGGAAGAGAGGGAGUUGAGGAUUCGUGGUCUUUUUGGUUUCUUUGAUAAGGACAAUUGUGGUUCCUUGGAUUAUGCUAUGAUUGAGGCUGGUCUUUCUGCGCUUCAAAUACCCUCUGAGUAUAAGUAUGCAAAGGAUUUGUUGAAUGCUUGUGAUUCAAACAAGGAUGGGAGGGUUGAUUAUCAAGAGUUCAAGAAGUACAUGGAUGGUAAAGAGAUUGAAUUGUACCGCAUAUUUCAAGCUAUUGAUGUUGAGCAUAAUGGGUGUAUUUUGCCGGAGGAGCUCUUUGAGGCACUUGUAAGGGCAGGGAUUCAGAUUGAUGAUGAGGAACUUGCCCGUUUUGUUGAACGUGUUGAUAAGGAUAACAAUGGGGUUAUAACAUUUGGAGAAUGGAGGGAUUUUCUGCUGCUUUACCCUCAUGAGGCAACUAUAGAGAACAUUUACCAUUAUUUGGAGCGGAUAUGCCUGGUGGAUAUUGGGGAACAGACUGUUAUUCCAACAGGCAUUAGUAAGCACAUCCAUGCAAGUAGGUAUCUGAUUGCAGGAGGAGUAGCAGGUGCUGCAUCGCGUACAACAACUGCACCCCUUGAUCGUAUAAAGGUUGUAUUGCAAGUCCAAACAACACAAGCUCGUGUAAUGCCUGCAAUAAAAAAUAUAUGGAAAGAAGGUGGUUUCUUAGGAUUUUUUCGAGGCAAUGGCUUAAAUGUUCUUAAGGUGGCCCCUGAGAGUGCUAUUAAGUUUUAUACCUAUGAGAUGCUGAAGACCUUCAUUGUGAAUGCAAGAGGACAAGAAGCAAAGGCUGAUGUUGGCUCUAUGGGACGGCUUCUAGCUGGUGGUAUAGCUGGUGCUGUAGCUCAAACUGCAAUAUAUCCUCUAGAUCUUAUUAAAACGAGAAUACAAACUUAUUCUUGUGAAGGUGGAAGAGUUCCUAGUCUUAGAACCCUCUCAAAAGAUAUAUGGGUUCAUGAAGGACCCCGCGCAUUUUAUAGGGGUUUGGUUCCUUCUGUUCUGGGGAUUAUCCCAUAUGCGGGCAUAGAUCUUGCUGCAUAUGAAACUUUGAAAGAUAUGUCCAAGAAGUAUAUUCUUCAUGAUGGAGAACCUGGUCCUCUUGUACAACUAGGAUGUGGGACAGUAUCAGGAGCCCUUGGAGCAACCUGUGUUUACCCAUUGCAGGUUGUUAGAACACGAAUGCAGGCUCAACGUGCUUAUAAGGGAAUGGCUGAUGUAUUCAGGAGAACCUUUGAACAUGAAGGUUUUAGAGGAUUCUACAAAGGGUUAUUUCCUAACCUACUCAAAGUUGUUCCAUCUGCUAGUAUCACUUAUAUGGUAUAUGAGAAUAUGAAAAAGAGCUUGGAUUUGGAGUGAAGAACUUUGCUUCUUCAUUUGAUAAUUAUAGUCUGAUUGACAUGGCUGACUAUUGGCAAUUACUGGAGUGGUUUUGCGAUGAGACAUUGAUGACAAGAAUAAAGUCCCCUAUUGAUUUUUAUGACAAUUGUUUACAAUCAUUAUUAAAUAACAUCACUUUCUUCAAUAUUCUUGGAGGACAAAAUUGGUUUGUCCUGCAUGCUGCUUCAUUAAACUAAUAUGUAUGAAGCCUCAUAUACAUGAGCAGAUUUUGUUGUAUGCUAGAGUUUACACGAAACAUAUUUAGGAUCAGAUUUUGUAAUAUGUAGUGGCUCAGAUUGAUAAUCUUACUCUUACCAGUGUUUCUUCUAUUUGUUGGACUUCCCAU
Molecule: messenger RNA, 2347 nt
Organism: Gastrolobium bilobum
Lineage: Eukaryota; Viridiplantae; Streptophyta; Magnoliopsida; Fabales; Fabaceae
Product: calcium-dependent mitochondrial ATP-magnesium/phosphate carrier protein 2-like
Exons: 4
Coding region: 490-1980 (496 amino acids)
Biological process (GO): transmembrane transport
Molecular function (GO): ATP transmembrane transporter activity; calcium ion binding
Source: RefSeq, a predicted model, not a curated record